Pogona vitticeps (central bearded dragon) is the source of this 1645-nucleotide messenger RNA. RefSeq names its product RNA pseudouridine synthase domain containing 2 (gene RPUSD2). Gene Ontology annotation, biological process: enzyme-directed rRNA pseudouridine synthesis. The record is from RefSeq and is a predicted model, not a curated record. Gene Ontology annotation, molecular function: RNA binding; pseudouridine synthase activity. NCBI's taxonomy places the organism in Eukaryota, Metazoa, Chordata, Lepidosauria, Squamata, Agamidae.
CCAGCCGAAGCAUGGCGGAGCAGCCGGCCCCCGAGCAGGAGGGCUCCCCUCCUCCGCCGGCGAAAAAGCGGCGGGGUCCACCGGGCCCCGGGACGAAGACGCGGAAGGCCACGGCGCCCGAGGAAGGCGAGAAGCGCUACGUGCCGCCCCCGAAGAAGCGGAACCCCGGCAUCGGCUUCCGCGAGGCUCACUUCGCCGAGACCAGCUACUACUUCGAGGGCGGCCUCCGUAAAGUGCGGCCCUACUUCUUCGACUUCCCGACCUACUGCAAAGGCCGCUGGGUGGGCAGGCGCCUCUCGGACGUUUUCAGCACCGAGUUCUCCGCCCGUCCCCUCGAGUACUACCGGGGCUUGGCGAAAGCCGGCCGCUUGCUUCUCAACGGGCACCCCUUGCGGGACCUCAGUGUCGUGCUGAAGAAUAAUGACUUUUUGCAAAACACAAUACAUCGUCAUGAACCUCCAGUUACAGCACAGGCCAUUGAGUUUCUAGAAGAAAACGAUGAAGUUGUGGUGAUAAACAAACCAUCAUCUUUACCAGUCCACCCAUGUGGCAGAUUUCGGCACAACAGUAUUGUCUUCAUCUUGGGUAAAGAGCACAACCUGAAGGAGCUGCACACGAUUCAUCGGCUGGAUCGCUUGACAUCAGGUGUUCUCAUAUUUGCUAAGUCCAUAGAGGUCUCUAAGAGGAUUAAUGAGCAAGUCCAACAACGACAGCUGGAGAAGGAGUAUGUAUGUCGUGUGGUUGGAGAGUUUCCACAAGACGAGGUCAUCUGCGAAGAGCCCAUCCUGGUUGUCUCUUACAAAGUGGGAGUGUGUCGAGUGGACCCCAAGGGUAAAGUUUGUAAAACUGUCUUUCAGAGGCUCAGUUACAAUGGCAAGACCAGUGUUGUGAAGUGUUUUCCAUACACAGGCCGUACCCAUCAGAUCCGUGUCCACCUACAAUUUUUGGGAUACCCUAUUGUCAAUGAUCCUGUUUACAACACAGAUGCCUGGGGGCCCAACAAGGGCAAAGCUGGCAAUAUUGGCAAAACUGACACGGAGCUGCUUCAAGCGUUGGUGAAGGAACACCUUUCCAGAGAAAGUCUGAGUAUCUUGGAUGUUGUUGAGGAAGACUUGAAGCCCAUUUUGGGAGAUAAACUUCAGGACACUCUGGGGAAUUGUGCUACUUCCGUUGAGGUCACCCCAGGAAGUGUUAACUCUGACCAUAAUGAAGAAUCAAAAAAUGAGGACAGGAGUGCAGUCUUGGUGUGUUCUCAAAGUUCUCUUCUUAAGACACAGACUCACGAGACAGAGAGUGGAGAAAUGUAUUCAACUGAGCACCAGGAUGCAAUAGAUCCUCUGUGUGAUGAAUGUAAAAUUGUAAGGCCUGACCCAUCACCCAAAGAUCUAGUCAUGUAUCUCCAUGCUUUGCGCUACAAAGGAUUAGAGUUUGACUACUGCUCUAAGAUGCCCGCCUGGGCCCAGGAGGACUGGACAGAGACCGGAGAUUCUGAAAAUGUGUGAGAAUGAGAGAAUGAGAGUGUUUAUGGGAGACUUAAAAACUUUUCUAUAGCUGUUUAUAUUAUACAUUGUAACUGACUGGAAAAAAAUAGUUCCUUAAUAAGUGGGAAGAAGUCCUGGAAAAUAAUAAAUUGUUUUGUUAUCUA